Limanda limanda (common dab) is the source of this 2482-nucleotide messenger RNA. RefSeq names its product zinc finger DHHC-type palmitoyltransferase 17 (gene zdhhc17). Lineage: Eukaryota; Metazoa; Chordata; Actinopteri; Pleuronectiformes; Pleuronectidae. Bases 1 to 1917 code for a protein of 638 amino acids. Gene Ontology annotation, biological process: protein palmitoylation. The transcript is spliced from 18 exons. The record is from RefSeq and is a predicted model, not a curated record. Gene Ontology annotation, molecular function: palmitoyltransferase activity; protein binding. Gene Ontology annotation, cellular component: Golgi membrane.
AUGCAAUCCUCCUGUUUCCCACAAUGCUCUGCGGACAUCACCACCAAGAUGGCCGACGCUAUGGAGGAAUAUGAGAAAGAAGCUGGCUGCGUCCCCAUUCUCCAUCCCGAGGAAAUCAAACCCCAGAGUCAUUACAACCAAGGCUACAGUGAGAAUGUCAGUCGUAAAAACCAUGUGGAUGACUACAGCACCUGGGACAUUGUCAAAGCCACACAGUACGGCAUCUUCGAGCGGUGCAGGGAGUUGGUGGAGGCCGGCUUCGACGUUCGGCAGCCAGACAAAGAAAAUGUUACCCUCCUCCACUGGGCCGCCAUUAACAACAGGAUAGACUUGGUCAAAUACUACAUAUCAAAAGGAGGCUUGGUUGACCAGCUGGGAGGAGACCUGAACUCCACACCACUGCACUGGGCCACCAGACAAGGCCAUCUAUCCAUGGUGGUGCAGCUCAUGAAAUAUGGCGCCGACCCAUCUCUGAUUGACGGCGAGGGCUGCAGCUGUGUCCACCUGGCCGCCCAGUUCGGUCACACCUCCAUCGUAGCCUACCUUAUCGCCAAAGGAGCGGACGUGGAUAUGAUGGAUCAGAACGGCAUGACUCCUCUGAUGUGGGCGGCUUACAGGACACACAGUGUGGAUCCCACCCGGCUGCUACUGACCUUCAACGUAUCAGUCAACCUUGGUGACAAAUAUCACAAGAACACAGCGCUGCACUGGGCAGUGCUGGCCGGCAACACCACUGUCAUCAGCCUGCUAUUGGAUGCCAACGCUAACGUUGAUGCACAGAACAUCAAGGGGGAAACACCGCUUGAUCUUGCCAAGCAGAGGAAGAACGUCUGGAUGAUCAAUCACCUUCAGGAAGCGCGGCAGGCAAAAGGCUACGACAGCCCAUCCUACCUGAAGAGGCUGAAGAUGGACAAGGAGUUCAGGCAGAAGGUGAUGCUGGGAACGCCCUUCUUGGUCAUCUGGCUCGUUGGUUUCAUUGCUGACCUGGAUAUCGACUCAUGGCUGAUCAAAGGCCUCAUGUACGCCGGUGUCUGGAUCACCGUGCAGUUCCUCUCCAAGGCUUUCUUCGACCACUCCAUGCACAGCGCCCUGCCUCUGGGAAUCUACCUGGCCACCAAGUUCUGGAUGUACACCACCUGGUUCUACUGGUUCUGGAAUGAUCUACCUUUUGCCACCGUCCACGUGCCCUUCCUGAUAAACACCCUGUUUCUGUUCUACAACUUUGGAAAAUCUUGGAAGUCGGACCCAGGAAUCAUAAAAGCAUCAGAGGAGCAGAAGAAAAAGACGAUCGUGGAGCUGGCAGAGACAGGCAGCCUGGAUCUGAGCAUAUUCUGCAGCACCUGCUUGAUACGGAAGCCUAUCAGGUCCAAACAUUGCGCCGUUUGCAACCGCUGCAUCGCCAAGUUCGACCACCACUGCCCUUGGGUGGGGAACUGUGUCGGAAGUGGGAAUCACCGCUACUUCAUGGGCUACCUGUUCUUCCUGCUCUGCAUGAUCUGCUGGAUGAUAUACGGCUGCAUCUGCUACUGGAGGAUCCACUGUGCCACCAAUUACGCCAAGGAUGGUUUCUGGCUCUAUCUGACCCAGAUUGCCUCCUGCUCCCCGUGGAUGUUCUGGAUGUUCCUCAACAGCAUCUUCCACUUCAUGUGGGUGGCGGUGCUCAUCAUGUGUCAGCUCUACCAGAUCGCUGCUCUGGGAAUCACCACCAACGAGAGGAUGAACGCUCGGAGAUACAAGCACUUUAAAGUCACCUCCACGUCCAUCGAAAGCCCAUUCAACCACGGGUGCAUCCGGAACCUAAUAGAUUUCUUCGAGAUCCGCUGUUGUGGUCUGAUCCGGCCCGUGGCGGUGGACUGGACCACGCAGUACACAAUAGAAUACGACCAGACGUCUGGCUCGGGCUACCAGCUGGUGUAGACAGAGGAAGAGGACGAUGCCGAAGAGGAAGGAGGGGAUGGGGGGGCAGGUGGAAGUGGAGUGCGGCUGGACGGAUGAAUAGCUUUGAAGGAUUGCUCCCCCCCUCCUCUGCCCUUCCCCACCCCUCACAGUUGCGAUUAUAUCGAAGUGAUGCUGUUCUCGGGAGCGCUUGCUUUUUUUUUGGACCAUCUCUCCCUCACCGAUCAAAACACUUUGGGGAAAAAGAAAAAUAAUAAUCAGCCAGGACUCGCAUGCUGUUACAGGGCAACACCACAGCCACACCCCCCUCUCUCUGCCCGCACCACCACCUUUACUACUAUUAAUGCUACUACUACUAUUCUACAACAUCAGACUUCAUUACCUUACCUUCACCCCUAUCCAGCGCCCCCCCGCUUCGUCUCCCCUCCCGAAGCCCUUUGGACGGUGUGAUGCUGCCAGGCACGAGCGGAGGGGAGGGAGGAAGACGGACGCGAGGAAUUACAAAAUAAAAGCUCUUCUAUUUGUACUGGAGAUGCGAUGCUGCAGAGACAGCAGGGCCAUGAAGUGGCAGUAUCGCUCUUCCCCC